AUGCCUCUGUUCCCAAGGAAACUGGCUGACCUGUUUGGCUUGGAGACCUAUGUGCCGAAGCCCGACCUUGGGAAUGGAGGUCUGGGCUCCCGGCCGGCUCAGGGGGCCUUGGCACAGGAGCCCCAGGAGCCUGGCUCAGCCUCACACAGAGGCCUCCCCCUGAGCCAGGCCAAGGAGACAGAUCAUCCCAGCAGUCCUGGUCUUACGAGGGACAGAGAGCUGAAGGACGGCUUUGGAAAGAUCCGUGCUGCACUGUGGGAGUUGGCUCAAGAGAACUUGGAGCCAAUGGACACAAAGCAUUUUGUGGAAGAGAUGAAGAAAAGGAGACAAAAGAAAAGAUUCUCGCAGCUUCUUCCUGAGACAGUUGAGACCAGGGACGCAGCUGAAGCAACCUUUAGCUUACCACCUGUUGAUGGCACAGCUCCUAGGGUGCAGAGAAAAGACCCUGGUACUGCCUUGAAGAAGAAGGUCUUGAGAAAGCAGGACAACGUGCCCUUACUGCCCAAUAAGCCCACCAUCCUUGGAGAUGGCAGCUUCCCACGCAACUCCUCAGUGACCUCGCAGACAGCCACUGGUGCCCAGCGCCGAGAGGAGCCGCUCCGUGGGCAUGGGCAGAAGGACAGAGCCUAUCCAGACCCACAGCAGGCCUUGCAGGAGGCACUGUCCUUGCUGGGCAGCGAUGACUGGGAGCUGAAGGAGAAGGGACUCUUCAACAUCAAGCACCUGGCUGAGUCCCAUUCAGAAGUCCUGCUGUCCAGACUUCAUGACAUUUGCUUGGCAGUUACCAGCGAGGUGACCAAUCUUCGGUCCAAGGUGUCCUACUCUGCAGUCGUCACUCUGGGAGAGUUCUUUGUGACCUUGAAGAAGGACAUGGACUGCGAGGCGGAUGAGGUUGCUGCAGUCCUUCUCCAGAUGGUGUGGAACUCCCCAGAGUUUGUUCAGAAGGCAGCCUGUCAGAGCCUGGGGAUGAUGGUAGAGAAUGUGACUCCUGCACGAGCAAUGGCUGCUCUCAUGGACAGGGGAGUCAAGAGCCGCUACGCCCAGGUGCGGAAGUGUGCGGCCCAACUCCUCCUGUCCCUGAUGCAGAAAUUGGGAGUCACGAAGCUGGCAGGCACAGCCAGGGCUGAGAGGCUGGCACAGGUGGCAGGGACGCUUGCUCAGGACUGUCACCAGGACACAAGGCAUUAUGGACAGGAGAUGGUGAAGAUGUUGCUGAGCCAUCAAAAAUUUAAAAUGCUUCUGGAACAAUCUCUCUCCAUGCGUGAUCUGGAAGAUAUUCUGACAAGAAUUAAGAAGAAAGGGAUGGAAAACCAGAAAGGUGAACGUCCAUCUGUCAAGGAGCCGGUGGAGAAGAGGAACGAUGGCUCCAAGAAGCCCCAGGCCACAUUGCCUUCUAGCAAACGGGUGAAACCUACCUCUGAUGGAUGCCUCGUACACCGUGCCAAAGCCCAGGUCACGCUGCCUGCAGCUGUGGAAGAAACGGAGCCACUCCAGAAGCUUUACCAUCUCCUGGAGGCCAAGGGGUUUCAGACACGCAUGGAAGGAGUGGCACUCCUCCUAGACCUGUGCAAAACCAGCCCCCAGCUCAUAUCCACUAACAUUGUCCAAAUUUUUGAUUAUUUUGUCCUGAGAAUAUCUGACAGCCACAAGAAAGUGAAGCAGAAGGCGCUGGACGUGCUGGCUGAAAUCAUCGGCCUCCUGGAAGAUGCCCUGAACCCAGUGAUGAUCCCUUUGGUGCAGGGAAUAACAAAGAACCUGAACUCAAAGGAUCCCGGGGUUCAUGCCGCAGCUGUGAACGUACUGGAAGAAUCCAUUGCUCAUCUGGUGCUUGUGGAGUGGGUUCAUGCCUGGAGCCCUGCAGUGGUCCAGCGCUGCGCCCUGCCCGUGCUCUGGUCCUGCCUGGAGAACAAGGCGCUGCCGGUGCGAAGCGCCAGCGUCCGCACUGUGCUCACCAAGCUGGCCUGUGCCCUCUGCGAGGUGAUGGGCACCCAGCUGAGGAAGUGUGCUGCCAGCAAGCCUCCCCACGUGCGGGAAAACCUCAACAGCCUUUUGGGCUGGUGA
Molecule: messenger RNA, 2061 nt
Organism: Passer domesticus (house sparrow)
Lineage: Eukaryota; Metazoa; Chordata; Aves; Passeriformes; Passeridae
Product: TOG array regulator of axonemal microtubules protein 2-like
Exons: 13
Coding region: 1-2061 (686 amino acids)
Biological process (GO): microtubule cytoskeleton organization
Cellular component (GO): cytoplasmic microtubule; cilium
Molecular function (GO): microtubule binding
Source: RefSeq, a predicted model, not a curated record